This is a messenger RNA of Enterobius vermicularis (human pinworm), 1377 nucleotides long. The record is from the annotation of a GenBank genome assembly. NCBI's taxonomy places the organism in Eukaryota, Metazoa, Nematoda, Chromadorea, Rhabditida, Oxyuridae.
AUGGCGUAUUCUUUUGAAGUUCAGAAAGUCUUGGAUUUAUUUCAACCGCAGGAUGACCAUCUUUUUCAAAUCAGUAAAAAAAUUGAGGAACAGAUUGAACUGGGUCUUGAGAAGGGAGCUGCUGAAUCAUCGAUUGCUAUGCUUCCUUCAUACGUUCCUGAACUACCAGAUGGAACAGAAGUUGGAAAAUAUAUAUCCAUUGACUUAAGUGGGAAAAACUUGCGCAUUAUGUUAUUAAUUCUGAAGGGAAGAAACAAUGAGCCAGAGCAGUUCGUUGAUAAUUACUGUAUCCCGCAAGCUGUAAUGACGGGAUCUGGAGAAGAGGCGAGCCUUUGGUACCCACUUUUCACGUUCAUUGUGAAUUGUUUGUUAAAGUUUUUACGUGCAAACGAGUUGGUGCAAUCGGACCUUAGCAUCGGCUUUGUGUUUUCAUUCCCUUGCAAGUUAUACUCUAUACGCUCUGCAAGGCUAUUGUGGUGGACUAAAGGAUUUGACAUCAAAGACUGUCUACAGAAAGAUGUUGUUAGUUUAUUGGAGCAAGCUUUGGAACUUGGAAUGCAGUCCAAAGUCAGUGUUAAAGCCGUUAUGAAUGACACUGUUGGCCAACUUAUCGCUGCGUCGUACAAGUAUGGUCCGAAAUGCACAAUGGGAGUUGUUAUUGGAUACGGUUGCAACUCCGCCUACCUGGAAAAAGCAGUGAACGUUAAAACGUUGAGUAUGGAGAAGGUUCAUUAUGACGAGUUUAAGACUAUGGUAAUGGUUACAGAAUGGGAGGAGUUCGGCCAGAACGGCGAAUUUGAGUGUAUGCUUACCCAGUGGGACCGAGAAGUGGAUGAAAAUUCAGUGCAUAAAGGGAAACAGAUGUUAGAUAAGUUAACUGGCGCUCUUUACCUUGGCGAGUUAGUUCGUCGCGUUCUUCUAAAGUUAACAAUGGACGGUCUCAUCUUCAGUGGGCGGCUGUGUGAUAAGCUUGAAACCCCAGACAUGUUUCCUACUAAAUACAUUUCUGAAAUUUUAAGUGAGCCAGAAGGAAAUUUCAAAGCUUGUCGCAGAAUUUGUGAUGAAUUGGACAUUCCCAGUCAUUGUGCAAAUGACUACGAAGCCAUGCAUGAUCUCUGCUCGAAUGUGUCUGAACGUUCCGCUGGCAUUGUUGCUGCAGCUAUCGCAGCCUUAUUGCGCCAUAUGAAGCAGACUGAUAUUCAAAUCGGCGUUGGUGGAGCUUUAGUUCAAUUUCAUCCCACGUACCUUUUCCACCUUAACGAAAAACUGAAGGUGCUGGCUCCGAAAGAUGUUAAGUGGGAAAUCGUGAUGGCUGAUGAAGGAAGCGCAAAGGGAGCAGCAAUAGUAGCUGCAGUUGCAGAAAAGCUUUUCCUUUAG